Molecule: messenger RNA, 1152 nt
Organism: Cercopithifilaria johnstoni
Lineage: Eukaryota; Metazoa; Nematoda; Chromadorea; Rhabditida; Onchocercidae
Source: the annotation of a GenBank genome assembly
AUGGCAUUAGAUGUGCCGUCAUUAACCGGACUACCCUAUGAUGAUGCUAUCAUUGGUGGUAGCAAUGCAAUGGUACUAUCAGCUACACAGCAGCUAGCCAUUCGUCAAAACAUCGCAACCCGUAGAGUUUUCCGUCCUUCACGUGAAACACAAGCUGGAUCCAGUGUGAUUGAAGAGCGGGUUAGCAAUGCUGUUACCGAAAUUGAUGAAACUGGUAACAGCAACAGCAGCAGUUUACGGCGACAGCAUCUUUUCACUCGUUCCCAUCGUACUUCACGUGAACAAAAUCUAGCUGUUCGAAGCUUAAACAAUGCUUCAAGCUCUACAUCACAUACUACAACUAUGGUGGUAGAGUUGAAUGGUUCACGGCCACGCAUUCAGUCAAAUGCUAAUCCUAUGAGCUCUUGUUAUGAGGAUAUGUUCCGUCCAAGUCGCUUUGACCUAAUAAUCAGUUCUUCACCACCGCCACUUGAAGUAAUGGAAGCAUAUGCAUGGAAUCCAGAUGAUCGCUCGCUGAAUAUUUUUGUUAAGGAUGAUGAUCGAUUGACAUUCCACAGACAUCCCGUUGCUCAAUCCACCGACUCUAUUCGUGCCAAGAUUGGUUUCUCGAAAGGUUUUCAUGUUUGGCAAAUUAAAUGGCCUCAAAGGCAACGAGGAACUCAUGCUUCAGUUGGUGUAGCAACGAAAGCGGCAUCAUUACAUGCUGUUGGUUAUACUUCACUUAUUGGUUCGAACAGUGAAUCAUAUGGAUGGGAUCUAAUACGCAAUAAGUGUUAUCAUGAUUCAAAGAAUACAAAUGGUUGGACAUAUCCCAAAUGUAUAUUACGCGAUGAGAAUCAUCUGGCACCUGAUCAGUUCUAUUGUAUUCUUGAUAUGGACGAAGGAUAUAUGGCCUUUGCUUCUGAUGCUGAUUAUUAUGGUGUAGCAUUCACGGGAUUGAAGGGUCGAGAAUUAUAUCCAAUCGUUUCCGCUGUUUGGGGUCACUGUGAAAUUACGAUUAAAUAUCUCGGAGGACUUGAUCCUGAACCGUUGACGCUUUUGGAAUUAUGCCGACGAUCAAUUCGAACAUAUCUAGGAAAAGAACGUAUUUGUCGAGUACGGGAACUGAGGUUGCCAAACAAUAUGAAAAAAUAUUUGCUAUACAAAUGCUAA